UUUCUGGGACGUGCUCGGUGCCGAGCGGCCGUGACGUGCGAAACGCACCGCGGGCCCCGCUGCCGGAGCCGGGCGGAGCGCCCGGCACACACGCACACUCACACGGGCGCGCACACGCGCGGUGCAGGGCGCAGCGGCGCGCACGCCGCCCCGGGAGAGGGGGCGCGCAGCCACCCCCCGCGCCCAGCGGGCGGCGGGGGGGGCGCGCAGGGGGGGCGCGCACAGGCGCGCACUCACACAUCGGCACCCACGGAGGCUCGCUGGCUGGCUGGCUGGCUCUCACACACGCACACGCGCGCACACGCACACGCGCGCACACACACACACACACACACGCAGCAGCAGAGACGCGCUCCCGCUCCCUCCGUACUCCCUGCGCGCCCGGCGUUCACACCGCUUCCCGACAUCGGCAGCCAAGGACCCCCCCCGCCGCUGUCCGGCCAUCAGUGCCUGAGGGGGGAGGAGGAGGCAGGAAAGAGGAAUAAGUCUAUUAGUAACAACAACAACAAAAAAAACCCACCAACAAAUCUGCACUAGCGCCUUAGUCCUCCUCUCAAACCGUCGCCUGCCUGGCAUCGCCGCUCAUCGGGCUGCUGUGCUGAGACUUUGUUUCAAGUAAAAAACAAACAAACAAAAAAAUAUAUCCCAAAACAACAACAACAACAAACCCUUCGCUUGCUCAGCCACUUCCAAUUUUUUUCCCCUGCAAGCUCGCUGGUUUGAGGUGGUAUUUUUUGGUUUUUUCUUCUUUCCCUUCAUGUGGUUGGAUUUGGUGGAUCCGGAGCCAAAGCUGCUUUUUUUCCUCGGUGGUGUGUGUGUGUGGCGUGCGGGGGUUUUCUCGCUGCGUUUUUUAUCUUCUGCUGCUUUUUUUAAUCUUGGUUUUGAACCUGAGCCGGGGAAAAUGGGAAACGGUGCUUCCGACAGAAGGGGAAUCUCUCCAUCACUGUUGUUGGGACGUGUGCCUGUGGUGCUAGUGUUUUAGAGAAAUAGCCUGACAGCUUUCGGAGUGGAAGGCCAAAUGACAUAGGAUGAAGGCUGUUCGUAAUUUGCUGAUUUAUAUAUUUUCCACCUAUCUACUGGUUAUGUUUGGAUUUAAUGCUGCCCAAGACUUCUGGUGUUCCACAUUGGUGAAGGGGGUCAUUUAUGGAUCGUAUUCUGUAAGUGAAAUGUUUCCUAAAAACUUCACAAACUGUACUUGGACGCUGGAAAACCCAGAUCCGACCAAAUAUAGUAUUUACCUGAAAUUUUCCAAAAAGGACUUCAGCUGCUCCAACUUUUCCCUCUUGGCUUAUCAGUUUGAUCAUUUUUCCCAUGAAAAAAUAAAGGAUCUUUUAAAAAAUAACCAUUCUAUAAUGCAGCUCUGCGAUUCCAAGAAUGCUUUUGUAUUUCUGCAGUAUGAUAAGAAUUUUAUUCAAAUACGCCGCGUCUAUCCUAUCGAUUUCCCAGGAUUACACAAAAAAGAAGAUGACCAAAAAUCCUUCUUUGAGUUUUUGGUGUUGAACAAGGUGAGCCCAAGCCAGUUUGGGUGCCAUGUGUUAUGCACUUGGUUGGAGAGCUGCUUGAAAUCUGAGAAUGGAAGAACCGAGUCCUGUGGGAUCAUGUAUACAAAAUGCACCUGCCCUCAGCAUUUGGGAGAAUGGGGAAUAGAUGACCAGUCCCUGGUGUUGCUCAAUAACGUGGUGCUGCCCCUCAACGAGCAGACCGAGGGCUGCCUGACCCAGGAGCUGCAAACCACCCAGGUCUGCAACCUCACGAGAGAAGCUAAACGGCCACCAAAAGAAGAAUUUGGAAUGAUGGGAGAUCAUACAAUUAAAAGUCAGCGACCUCGAUCUGUUCAUGAGAAAAGGGUCCCUCAGGAACAAGCUGAUGCUGCUAAAUUUAUGGCACAAACUGGUGAAUCUGGUGUUGAAGAGUGGGCCCAGUGGAGUACGUGUUCAGUUACUUGUGGUCAAGGGUCGCAGGUGCGAACCAGAACUUGUGUAUCACCUUACGGGACACACUGCAGCGGCCCUUUAAGAGAAUCAAGGGUUUGCAAUAACACUGCCCUCUGUCCAGUACAUGGCGUUUGGGAGGAAUGGUCGCCUUGGAGUUUGUGUUCAUUCACAUGUGGUCGAGGCCAAAGAACUAGGACAAGGUCAUGUAUACCUCCCCAGUAUGGGGGAAGAUCAUGUGAUGGACCUGAAACACAACAUAAACCUUGCAAUAUUGCACUCUGCCCUGUGGACGGACAGUGGCAGGAGUGGAGCUCGUGGAGCCAGUGCUCGGUGACCUGUUCCAAUGGCACCCAGCAGCGGAGCCGGCAGUGCACAGCAGCGGCCCACGGCGGCUCCGAGUGCCGAGGGCCCUGGGCUGAGAGCCGGGAGUGCUACAACCCCGAGUGCACGGCAAAUGGCCAGUGGAACCAGUGGGGCCACUGGAGUGGCUGUUCCAAAUCCUGCGACGGUGGCUGGGAGAGGCGGAUAAGGAUCUGUCAGGGUGCUGCCGUGACUGGGCAACAAUGUGAAGGAACUGGAGAGGAAGUUAGACGGUGCAGUGAACAGAGGUGUCCUGCACCUUAUGAAAUAUGUCCUGAAGACUAUUUGAUGUCAAUGGUGUGGAAAAGGACCCCAGCUGGGGACAUGGCAUUCAAUCGAUGUCCUCUCAAUGCCACAGGCACCACUAGCAGACGCUGCUCUCUCAGUGUUCAUGGAGUGGCCUUCUGGGAACAUCCAAGCUUUGCUAGAUGCAUAUCAAAUGAGUACAGACACUUGCAGCAUUCAAUUAAAGAGCACCUUGCCAAGGGACAGAGGAUGUUGGCUGGUGAUGGUAUGUCCCAAGUAACCAAGACACUACUGGAUUUAACUCAGAGGAAAAAUUUUUAUGCAGGGGACCUUCUGAUUUCUGUGGAAAUACUCAGAAAUGUUACAGACACAUUUAAAAGAGCAAGUUAUAUCCCUGCAUCUGAUGGGGUGCAGAACUUCUUUCAAAUCAUUAGUAACCUCUUAGAUGAAGAAAACAAGGAGAAAUGGGAAGAUGCACAACAGAUCUAUCCGGGCUCAGUGGAGUUAAUGCAGGUGAUUGAAGAUUUUAUACACAUUGUUGGAAUGGGAAUGAUGGACUUUCAGAAUUCAUACCUAAUGACUGGAAAUGUAGUGGCUAGCAUUCAGAAGCUUCCUGCUGCAUCUGUUUUAACUGACAUCAAUUUCCCUAUGAAAGGAAGAAAAGGAAUGGUUGAUUGGGCACGAAACUCAGAAGACAGGGUUGUCAUUCCAAAAAAUAUCUUCACCCCUAUGUCAACAGAACUAGAUGAAUCAACUGUAUUUGUACUUGGAGCAGUGCUAUACAAAAAUUUAGAACUCAUUUUGCCCACUUUGAGGAAUUUUACAGUUGUCAAUUCAAAAAUCAUUGUUGUUACUAUACGACCCGAGCCCAAAACUACAGAUUCUUUCCUGGAGAUAGAACUGGCCCAUCUGUCUAAUGGCACAUUGAAUCCCUACUGUGUGCUGUGGGAUGAUUCAAGAACGAACGACUCUUUGGGAACCUGGUCCACCCAGGGAUGUAAAACUGUGCUUACCGAUGCAUCCCAUACGAAAUGCUUAUGUGAUCGUCUCUCUACCUUCGCCAUUUUGGCUCAGCAACCUAGAGAAAUAAUCAUGGAAUCAUCUGGUACACCCUCAGUGACCUUAAUAGUAGGCAGUGGUCUUUCAUGCUUGGCCUUGAUCACCUUAGCAGUUGUCUAUGCAGCGCUAUGGAGGUACAUCAGAUCUGAGAGGUCAAUAAUCCUAAUAAAUUUCUGCCUGUCUAUUAUCUCAUCAAAUAUCCUUAUCCUGGUUGGACAAACUCAGACACAUAACAAGGGCAUCUGCACCACAACCACCGCGUUUUUACACUUCUUCUUCUUAGCUUCAUUCUGUUGGGUUUUGACGGAAGCGUGGCAGUCAUAUAUGGCUGUUACUGGAAAAAUUAGGACACGGCUCAUAAGGAAACGCUUCCUGUGCCUUGGAUGGGGUUUACCAGCAUUAGUGGUUGCAAUAUCAAUAGGCUUUACCAAGACAAAAGGAUAUGGAACAGCCCACUACUGUUGGCUGUCUCUUGAAGGAGGGCUACUUUAUGCUUUCGUUGGACCUGCAGCUGCUGUUGUCUUGGUCAACAUGGUGAUUGGCAUUUUGGUAUUUAAUAAACUUGUUUCCAGAGAUGGAAUCCUAGAUAAAAAGCUCAAACACAGAGCGGGUCAGAUGAGUGAGCCUCAUAGCGGUUUGACGCUCAAAUGUGCCAAGUGUGGAGUAGUUUCAACAACAGCUUUGUCAGCCACCACCGCCAGUAAUGCCAUGGCAUCCCUUUGGAGUUCCUGCGUGGUGUUGCCACUUCUGGCCCUGACUUGGAUGUCUGCAGUUCUGGCCAUGACAGACAAAAGAUCAAUAUUAUUUCAGAUACUUUUUGCAGUAUUUGAUUCAUUACAAGGCUUUGUUAUUGUCAUGGUCCAUUGUAUUCUCCGAAGGGAGGUUCAAGACGCAUUCAGAUGUCGACUGAGAAAUUGCCAAGAUCCAAUCAAUGCAGAUUCUUCAAGUUCUUUUCCUAAUGGACAUGCUCAAAUCAUGACUGACUUUGAAAAGGACGUGGACAUUGCUUGUCGGUCAGUUCUGCAUAAAGACAUCGGACCUUGCCGAGCAGCUACUAUAACAGGAACACUUUCUAGAAUUUCACUAAAUGAUGAAGAGGAGGAGAAGGGACCAAACCCUGAAGGAAUGAGCUAUUCUACCUUGCCUGGAAACAUCAUCUCCAAAGUCAUCAUCCAGCAACCAACAGCUCUCCACAUGCCUAUGAGUAUGAGUGAACUGGCCAAUCAGUGCUUGAAAAAAGACAACAGUGAGCUGCGGAGGACUGUGUAUUUAUGCACUGAUGAUAAUUUGAGAGGUGCGGAUAUGGACAUAGUCCAUCCUCAAGAGCGGAUGAUAGAAAGCGACUAUAUAGUCAUGCCCCGGGGCUCAGUAAAUACCCAGCCAUCACUGAAAGAUGAAAGCAAAAUGAAUAUAGGCAUGGAUACGUUGCCUCAUGAAAGGCUGUUGCACUACAAAGUUAAUCCAGAGUUCAAUAUGAAUCCCUCUGUAAUGGACCAAUUUAAUAUCAAUUUAGACCAGCAUCUUCCCACCCAAGAACAUAUGCAGAAUUUACCAUUUGAGCCCCGCACAGCAGUGAAGAAUUUUAUUGCCUCAGAGCUGGAUGACAAUGCAGGAUUAUCAAGAAGUGAAACUGGAUCCACAAUAUCAAUGAGCUCUUUAGAGAGAAGAAAAUCACGUUAUUCGGACCUUGACUUUGAAAAGGUCAUGCAUACAAGAAAGAGGCACAUGGAAUUGUUUCAAGAGUUAAAUCAGAAAUUUCAGACACUGGACAGAUUUCGGGAUGUACCAAAAUCAGGCAGUAUGAAGAGCUACUCUCAGACAUGAAGAGGUAUUAAGCAGAUGCGAGGCCAAUGGAUUUACAUCACAUCAUCCUAAUCCAUCAGAAAUUUGGCCCUGGCCCUGAUUCUUUGAUGAACCUUUAGCUGUGAUAUGUGUUAUUUUGCACCCAGUUCUUGCUCACUCCCCCUUCUGAGAUUUCCUGACAUGUAAAGUCUGUGUUUGCCUCCCUAUUUGAGAUUUGCUCUCCACAUAAAGCUUAAAUUAAUUCAAAAUCUCAAAGGGAAUCUCAGUGGACGAGUUGCGUUUACUCUGUUUUGCAUCGGCACUGUGUUUUUGAAAAGUCUGCUAAUAAAAGCUGCCUAGAGGAAUGGCGUAUCUGUAAGAUAGUCAGAGAGUGAUCCAGGUACCUAAAUAUAGGCAUCUUAGGCUAUUUUAGACAGCCCCAGGUGUCUUAGUCUAGAGCAUGGUACAAGCAGUGGUGACGCAGGACUCAAAGGAGACCUGCACCUCUCAUGAAGGCUGAUAGGAGAUCAGGCAGAAAAUCCAAAAGUAUCUAAAAUGUUGCAAAAAUGUGAAGUUUUGGCAACCGAGUCCCAUACAACAUGUUACAGCACAAACCAUGAAUUAAAUCAGUCUUAGUCCCUAUUGCCUUCUACCCUAGAAAACUUGGCAUUAAAAAAAAAAAAAAAUCGGUAGUAAAUAAGCAGCUUUCAGCCUGUUAAUCCUAAUAUACAUGAGCUCAUCAGCCUGUAAAGCAAGAUGGGCUCUCACAGCACUUUCAAGGACUAGGUUUCUGUGGUUCUGUCAUGCACUUGCCCCAGUUUAAAAUCUGACUGGCAAUCCCUGUUUCAAACCACUCCAUAUUUCAGGCAGCAAGCUCUUCUCAAUUACCUUCCCUUCUUUUCUCCCACCUUUCUACACAACCACUAUUAAAAAGAUGGCUAUUGGUACUGGAUCACUUGGCCAUUCCUCAUGUACGUUGGUUCUUGUGAAAGAAAGGGCUUAGCUGGCGGCUCAGGUGAGGAGCCUGCCAAAGUGUUGAUUGUUCACAGAGAAAGAGUCACAACAGCGCUGAACACCUGCCAGCCUGGCUCCCUGCAAAGCCAUCUCCCCUCUCUGGCUUCUGUGUCUCAUGAGAGCACGUCAGCAAUCAGCCUUACAAACUGAAAAGACAUUAUUUCAUCCUUGGGUUUAAUUCUUCUUUCUUUGGUCUUCAGGAGAACUCAGCACCGAGCAAGGCUCCAUGGGACAGUUUCAAAACCUCCGGUGACUACCAACACUAUACAACAAUAAAUGUAUUAGACACAGAGGCAAAAGAUGCUUUAGAACUCAGACCAGCAGAAUGGGAGAAGUGUCUGAACUUGCCUUUAGAUGUGCAAGAAGGUGACUUUCAAACAGAAGUUUAACAAAAACAAACUGAACAAAACAAAAACUAA
Messenger RNA from Falco peregrinus (peregrine falcon), 6814 nucleotides. It is a transcript of the gene ADGRB3, whose product is annotated as adhesion G protein-coupled receptor B3. The record is from RefSeq and is a predicted model, not a curated record. The coding region runs from base 1029 to 5423 and encodes 1464 amino acids. The transcript is spliced from 31 exons. Gene Ontology annotation, biological process: adenylate cyclase-activating G protein-coupled receptor signaling pathway; cell surface receptor signaling pathway; negative regulation of angiogenesis. Lineage: Eukaryota; Metazoa; Chordata; Aves; Falconiformes; Falconidae. Gene Ontology annotation, cellular component: plasma membrane; synaptic cleft; postsynapse. Gene Ontology annotation, molecular function: G protein-coupled receptor activity.